AUGAGCGGCUUAUUUGAUAACAUUCUGGGCCUCUCUCGAGAAGCUCUCCUCGCAGUGCUCUCUGUAUCGCUAUGUCUGGUUUAUGUGUCAAUCAAAAUCGUCGGCCGUUUACUCUUCAGUCCCCUUCGGCAUGUCCCUGGACCAUCCUCUACCAAGCUCAGUGGAGCAGCAGUUUGGCUCAGUACCAUACAAGGCCGUCGCGUUUACAAACUGGAGGAAUUGCACAAGAAGUACGGCCCUAUUGUACGAACUGGCCCGAAUGAAGUAUCCAUCAGUGACUGGCGACACUUGCGCACCAUCUAUCUCAAUAACAAGGGAAUGAUCAAAAACCCGGACUUCUAUGAAGCUGCUACCUUUGUCGGUAAAGACAAUAUUUUCCAGAUGAUAAAUGUCCAACAGCAUGCCGCACGAAGAAAGAUGAGCAGUCCUCCAUACUCACUGCAGUCCGUUGCGCUGCUAGACCCCUUGAUCAAGGGCAACGCCCGACGUCUCGCCCAACGGCUCAAAAGCGGCACAUCAUCUCCCGUCGAUGCCUACACAUUCUGCGGUCUUUUCAGCCUCGAGGUAAUCUGCCAAGCUGGCUUCGCGAAAGACUUCUCCAACGACACCAACGGCGCAGCAGCUCUCAAGCUCCUCCAAGCAAUGGACGGAAGCGCACUCACCUUGCUCUUCGACGGCGCUCUUCCUUUUGUAGCCAGGUUUGACAUCGGGACCAAAUUACCAGGUGCCAUUGGUGACUCAUAUCUUAAGCGAGAGUAUUGGCGCAAGAAGUCUUAUGAGAUGGUCGAUCAUUUUCUCGAGAAGAGUGCUGAUGAUGAGAAGUACUUGCUUACGCCGUUGGCUACUGGUGUUGAUGGAUACUUGGGACGCAAACUUACUCAUGAGGAGCUUGUUGAGGAAGCUAUGGGGUAUAUGUUUGCUGGAUCGGGUACUACAUCAUCAACAUUGACAUACCUGCUGUACGAGCUCUCAAAACCAGAGAACGCCGCUAUUCAGGAGCGUUUGCGCACGGAGGUACUGGCGAUAUCAGAUGAUGAUAUCGUGGCUAUCAGAAACAACGCAUACAUCAACGCAGUCAUCAAGGAAACAUUACGCGCUCACCCAACGAUCAUCUCAACCAUCCCCCGCCUCCUCACCGAGCCCUUGACACUCGGCCAAUACACUCUCCCAUCUGGCACCGUUAUUGGAAUGCAGAACUGGCUUCACCACCGUGAUACCUCAGUCUUCCCGGAUCCAGAGAAAUUCAUACCCGAACGAUGGCUUAACGAAACUCCCGAGAUGAAAUCCGCUCUUACUCCGUUCAGUCUUGGUAAGAGAAAUUGUAUCGGGCAGAAUCUAGCGUGGCAGGAGCUUUAUUGGGCUGUAAGCGAGGUCAUGCGCUCCGGUUCAAGGUUCAGAGUUGCGGAGGAAAUGAAGGAUUGGGAGAUGGAGAUGGAGGAUCGGUUCAACAUAGCUCCGCGGGGGAGAAGGCUAAUGCUUACCGUUUCGCAGGUCAAUUAG
Fusarium verticillioides 7600 is the source of this 1500-nucleotide messenger RNA. RefSeq lists its product as hypothetical. Lineage: Eukaryota; Fungi; Ascomycota; Sordariomycetes; Hypocreales; Nectriaceae. The transcript has 4 exons. Bases 1 to 1500 code for a protein of 499 amino acids. The record is from RefSeq and is a predicted model, not a curated record. Gene Ontology annotation, molecular function: monooxygenase activity; heme binding; oxidoreductase activity, acting on paired donors, with incorporation or reduction of molecular oxygen.